Messenger RNA from Moneuplotes crassus, 2709 nucleotides. The record is from the annotation of a GenBank genome assembly. NCBI's taxonomy places the organism in Eukaryota, Ciliophora, Spirotrichea, Euplotida, Euplotidae.
UUUACCCCAAGGUAUAGCUUCGAGAGCUGAUCAGGUUUGUUAUUACAGGAGUAUAUAAAACAACGAGAGGAGAAUGCGUAGGUUUAAAUUUUAUUACAGUUGGGUUUUCGAAAAGUUCAAUUUGAAGACUUUUAAGUAGAAUUUUGAUAUUUUUGGUAGUAAAAAUAAUAAGAAUGAGGAACCGGAGAAGAAUUUAGAAGUGGAGAAAAAUAAGGAUAGAAAAUCUUUUAGACAAAAUUUAAGAAAACAAAACUUUUUAUCAUGAAAAGUUAUUAAUCAAGCAAAAGGAUUAAGCUAUGAUAAUAUUGAUAAAUUCAUUGUUCAAAAUGGUCCUGUUUAAAAAGCCUACUUCAAAGCUCUCUGAUAAAAUUGAAAAACUUGGCCAGAAGGUACUCCCAAUUCAACCAAACAACUUCAUAAAAUUUGAUGAUUCGUCAUCAGAAAGGACUUCCGAGAAUGAGCCAGUUGCUAACCUCCCCUCAGAACAUCCUAGGUCAGUCUUUAACUGAUCAAAAGGGAUUAAGUCCAAGGACUCUCAGAAAACUGUUCAUUCAAUGGAAGAAGGCGUUGAGAGGGUCAACAUGCUGAUUGAUAAGAAAAUUUCGAAUGAGAUCCGCUCUGUCAAAGGAAGGCUAGCCCAGCCCUCCUUUGCCAAGACUGAAACUAAAAGAAAGAUGAUUAACGAUAAAAGAAAAAUGUAUUAUACUUCAAAGUCAAAUGUCUUCUCGAUGGUAAACAAAGAAGUCAAUGUGAAGGAUCUAAGAGAUUCAAAGCCCAUAGUUCCUAAACCUAGCACAACAUUAAAGUUAAAUAAAAAGAUUGGGAAAAGGAAGGUUAAGAUCCAGCUUAAGAAGAAUUCAUUGAGUAUUCCUAAAUUUGAUCCUGCUGAUAUUUCUUCUGGCCUAAGUGAUAUCACCAAGUCCUAUAUUCCUGACUUUGGUUAUGCAAACCAACUGGAGUUCGACAGACAGCAUGGGUGGGAACUUGUGCUAGAUUUUAUCUCAAAGUAUCCUCGGAGGGCCAAGACUGCUAACACAAUAAAUGACCUGAUCAAGAAGAAAGAGAUUAUUAGCCAAAAGAGGAAGGAUGUCGUCAAAAACAAGAAUUUCAUCAGGUUUAUCAAUCAGCCGGAGGACAGGAAGUCAAACUACCCCAUAAUUGAAAGAAUGAUCAAAAUUAGAGAAGAUUUCGAGAACUUUUAUGAUGAGUUUGUUGAAUUCUCAAGAGAUUUUUACAUCAUGAAGGGUACAAUCAAAGCACAUCAGCGGAAAGUGAAGUGAAGAGUCAGGAAGCUGCUUGAGUGGAAUGAUAUGAGAGGCUCGAAAAUCAAAAUUAACACAGGUGAAUCCUCACACAUUCUUAGUAAAUUCUCUUCAAAUCUCCAAAACGACGAAAGUUCCAGUGAUUCUAGUGUCAAUACGAAAAGAAAAAAAAUGAUACAGCUCGAACACCAAAUGUCAAUGAAAUUUGAUGAGUAUUACUUUAAGCAUAAGAGAGUGCCAGUUGGACUGAAUAAAAAGAAAAAGCAUCUCUCUGACAACAACUUUGGAGCCAAGAAACCAGCCAUGAAUGCUGAAAGUGAGGGCUGGAACGGGGACCAUUCUGAAAAGGAUUCUAAAAUAGUGUCAUCAUGCGAUAACGAAUUUUUGAGGAAAUCUCCUAUCAAGAAAUCGAAUGAUCCUGCUUUUUUAAAAGAAAAGAGGAUUAUGAGUCAUGAUUUUACUACAAGGCAAGCUGAAAAGCUUUACAAAGGAGAUUGAAAGAAGGACACACUAGAACCUUUCCUAAAUGCUCAGAGUAUUUACAUGAAGAAUUUAGUCCAGAACUUCCAAAGAAUGAUCAGUGUACUUAAAUAGCCAAAAUGCCAACAGCGAUCUCAAAAGCCUUGAUAGAAUAAAGGAAGAAACACAGGAUGAUCAAUAUGCCUCCAGUAGGCUCAAAAAUAUCAGAGUAAGACAGAACCUGACCCAUAUUAGAUUGCUAAACUCUCUUUCAGUCUCAAAACUUGAGUGUAGUGUCAAGGAUUUCAUGUCACAAAUAGUUGAAAAACUUAACGAAAUGCUUGGAAAAAACGAAUCUGAGCUAAAAUAUUUCAAAAAUAACCUUCAAAGGCUAAUGUCCUCUUAUAAAUCUGUCAAUUCCCCCAAGCCUGUUCAUAAACGAGUGAGGAGCCAUACAAGGAAGGUGGAGAUAAGCAGGAAUUUUGGCGAUGCUUCCAAAACUAUUAAGAUGAAACCGAGGCUCAUGUCGCCGAGAAUCAAGAAUUUUGUGAAGCUGAAUUUGGGACAGAGCAAAAGAUUCAAGAUUAAGGGAAGAACAAGAUUUAAGAGAAUUUAUCUCAAUGAUUAUAUGAAUCCAUCUAGUAUUAGAAAAAGGAUGAAUACUAGGUAUAAAAAGGAUGCCAGAUCUAAUGUGUUCACUCCUCCUAGUACAAGGCCUCAGACAAUGACGCCAUUCACAGUAGGUUCCAAAGAAGAUCUUGUCUUAAAAUAAGAUAGCUUCUGAUACAAUAUCCGAAUCAGGAGAUAUCUCUACAAAAGUUUCAGUACUAAAGAGAUCUCAGUUUAAAAACUCAGUACUCUCAACCUCAAGGAAUCAGGCAUUCCACAAAGUAGGCAAAUGCUUCAGCCCAGAGAUGGCGCUUCGGACUUGCUCGGACAGGUUCAAGUAUAAAUAACCAAGCUUUAUUAAGAAUAAAAAUUUAAGUCA